Messenger RNA from Podospora anserina S mat+, 783 nucleotides. RefSeq lists its product as uncharacterized. The transcript has a single exon. Bases 1 to 783 code for a protein of 260 amino acids. Gene Ontology annotation, molecular function: 5-amino-6-(5-phosphoribosylamino)uracil reductase activity. Gene Ontology annotation, biological process: riboflavin biosynthetic process. The record is from RefSeq and is a predicted model, not a curated record. Lineage: Eukaryota; Fungi; Ascomycota; Sordariomycetes; Sordariales; Podosporaceae.
AUGUCCCGCGAAACCCUCUCCUUCCCCCCCACCUCCAUUCCACCCCUAGAACCCUACCUCCCCCUUACCUCCCCCUCUCCAAGCUCAAAACCACACCUAACCCUCACCUACGCCACCUCCCUCGAUGCGUCCCUCUCCCUCGCCCCAGGCGUCCGCACAACCCUUUCCGGCCCUUACUCCAAAUCAAUGACGCACUACCUCCGCACCCGCCACAACGCCAUCCUCGUCGGGUGCACCACCGCACUCGUCGACAACCCAGCCCUCAACUCCCGGCUAGGAAGCAUCACCUCUCUCGACCAACAACCCCGCCCUAUCAUCCUCGACCCAAAAGGUCGCUGGGACUUCACCGAGGACAGCCAGGUAAUCCGUCUAGCGGCUGAGUUUAAGGGGAAGGGCCCUUGGGUGGUGACUAAGAGGGGAGGGGAGACUAAGGAACGGGGAGAGUUGCUGGAACGUGUAGGGGGCAAGUUUUUGGUUUUGGAAACGGGGGAGGACGGGAGGUUUAAAUGGGGGGAUGUGUUAAGUGUUUUGGGGGAGCAAGGAGUGAGAAGUGUCAUGGUAGAGGGAGGAGGGGAGGUGAUCAACUCUCUCCUCAUCGACCCAGAGAACCGCCUCGUCGACUCGGUAAUCAUCACCAUCGCCCCAACUUGGCUCGGCAAAGGCGGGGUGGUAGUCUCACCCUCACGACAACAAGGACAGACGUCACAACUGAAGCUGCGGGAUGUAUCCUGGCAACCUCACGGCGAAGACGUGGUGCUUUGCGGGAGGAUUUUGCGCAGUUGA